Pelagomonas calceolata is the source of this 1144-nucleotide messenger RNA. Lineage: Eukaryota; Pelagophyceae; Pelagomonadales; Pelagomonadaceae. The record is from the annotation of a GenBank genome assembly.
AUGCCCGGCCACCGUGCCUAUCGCGCAUGGUUCGUCAUUGCAGCCGUGGUUAGUCUAGAGGUGCUUCUUGGGAGAGAUCGCACCGUCGUCGACUAUGACGGCGGCGACAACGAGGCGCGCGCGCUAUUCUUCUGCAUGAAUCACGGGGUGGGCGAGGACGAGAACUGCGUGGAACGCCUCGUCCUGGCCGCCCGCGAGCGGAACGAGACGUACAAGAAGGAGAAGACGCCGUCUUGCGACUACCAGGACACGGAUUGCGUGCGCACGUGUGGCUCCCACGACACCAAGGUCGGCGGCGACAACCGGGCGACCAUCGAGGCCUUUAGCGAGUACGACGACUACUUCGACGCGGAGCCCUGGCGGCCGCAGGGCCAAGACAUGGUCGACGCGGUCUACAAGCACAUUGUCGAGGACGAGGCGGGUUAUGUCGUGUUCCCACGCUAUUUGACGGAGGACCAGACGCGCCAGAUGCGCGAGGAGCACGACCGGCUCUUCAACGGCGGCGAUUGCGUGCAGCGGCCCGACUCCGACGCGGGCGUGGGGACAAUAUGGGCGGCCGAGGCGUACAGUCCGGUCAUCGACGCGUUCGCCGCCGACGAGUCGUUGCGUGCGGCAGCAAUCAAGGUCAUGAACCAGUCCGAGCACGGACGCGCGCUCCUCGCAGAAGGAUUCGUCGAGGUGACCAGCACCGCGUUUUAUCAGAACAUGGCCGCGUGCUCCUACGAGAACGAGUACGCGAGCCCCCUCUGCGGAAUCGUCUCCGUCUCGCCCGCGUUGGCCUCCGCGUUGGAAUCUCUGGAUCGUCCGCGGGCGUCCCCGGAGCGACAGUCGAUCUCGACGCAGGUCGGGAUACCACCUCGACCACCUCAACAUUGGCGUCAAGUCGCUCCUGUACUUGAAUGAUGUCCGCGGACCGUGUUGAAAUCGAUGCCGUGUUGAAAUCGAUGCUACCCAAAGGGGGCAAUCGUCGCCGCAGGUUCGCAAGGAGGAGGGUCCAUUCGUGGUCCUGAAAGACUACCCCGAGAUCGAAAACGAGUGGGGCUUCGCCCAGCCGGAUCCGCGGGUACUGCCGGUGUGCGUCGGCGAGGUGGAGUCCACGGGGAAGCGCCCGCUGCAGUUCUCGGAGGACCACGUUGCGGACCUG